GUGAUACUUUGGCUCAACGGUGGUCCGGGUGCUUCUAGUGUGUCUACUGUUUUUGUGCAAAAUGGUCCACUUAGAGUCGUUAAAGUUAAUGGCAAACUUAAAUUGCAACCACACAAUUACACUUGGAAUGAAGAGUUUGCCGUAUUAUACAUUGACAACCCUGUGGGCACUGGAUUUUCGUUUACCGAUAAUGAAAGUCACUACCUAAGCAAUGAAUCUGAAGUCGGCCAUGACGUCUAUGAAGCGUUGCGCCAAUUUUUUCUUCUUUUUACCGAGUACCGAGGAAACCCAUUUUACGUAACAGGUGUCAGCUACGGUGGAAAGUACGUUCCCGCUGUUGGAUACAAAAUACACACAAUGGGUGAACAAGCAAAGAAAGACGGUAUAAACCUUAAAGGACUGUCCAUUGGAAAUGGCCUUUGUGAUCCGAAAACCCAGUCAGAUUAUGGUGACUUUUUGUGGAAACUUGGCCUUAUUGAUAAACACCAACGAGAUCACUUUUUGGCUGAGCAA
Messenger RNA from Rhagoletis zephyria (snowberry fruit fly), 513 nucleotides. RefSeq names its product venom serine carboxypeptidase-like. Gene Ontology annotation, biological process: proteolysis. NCBI's taxonomy places the organism in Eukaryota, Metazoa, Arthropoda, Insecta, Diptera, Tephritidae. Gene Ontology annotation, molecular function: serine-type carboxypeptidase activity. The record is from RefSeq and is a predicted model, not a curated record.